This is a messenger RNA of Schistocerca piceifrons (Central American locust), 2472 nucleotides long. RefSeq names its product cleavage and polyadenylation specificity factor 73 (gene Cpsf73). Lineage: Eukaryota; Metazoa; Arthropoda; Insecta; Orthoptera; Acrididae. The transcript has 15 exons. Gene Ontology annotation, molecular function: RNA binding; RNA endonuclease activity; 5'-3' exonuclease activity. Gene Ontology annotation, biological process: mRNA 3'-end processing by stem-loop binding and cleavage. Bases 394 to 2460 code for a protein of 688 amino acids. The record is from RefSeq and is a predicted model, not a curated record. Gene Ontology annotation, cellular component: mRNA cleavage and polyadenylation specificity factor complex.
CACACAUUAGCGUUAUCUAACACUGCAAAACCGCUGUACGUCCAUGACAACACUGCUGCACAAGUGCACACUGCACAGUGUAGGAACUAGGAAGCGUACAACACACAACACGCCACCCAAAACCGCAGAGAUAAAGACAAAAAAUUAUCAUUGACUUGGAAGCAAUGGCUCUCCUACUUGUAUUAAUAUAGGCAUACAACCACGUCGUGUCUGUUUUCUAUGCUGUAAGCCAUGUUAUUUCAGGUUGCCAGUGCCGUAUUGUUGAUAUUUUGCUGAAGCAACUAUCGACAUGGGAAAUUGUCGAUAGAUAGCCAUUUGGAUGCUGAUCGAUUGGUUGUAGGGAUAAUUUGAAAGUGGUUGUAAACACACGUGAAUAGUAUACAAGAUACAAAAAUGACAACAAAGAGGAAGGCUGAUUCUCAAGUUCCAGCAGAGGAGAGUGACUUACUACUGAUACGGCCACUUGGUGCUGGUCAGGAAGUCGGGCGAUCCUGCAUAAUGCUAGAAUUUAAAGGAAAGAAAAUCAUGUUGGACUGUGGUAUUCAUCCUGGUUUAUCUGGAAUGGAUGCUCUGCCAUUUGUUGACCUUGUUGAAGCAGACGAGAUAGAUUUAUUGCUGAUAUCACAUUUUCAUCUAGACCACUGCGGUGCCCUGCCAUGGUUUCUGUUGAAAACAAGUUUCAAAGGACGAUGUUUCAUGACUCAUGCCACAAAAGCUAUUUACAGGUGGCUUCUCUCUGAUUACAUCAAAGUGAGCAAUAUAGCCACAGAACAAAUGUUGUAUACUGAAGCAGAUCUUGAAGCUAGCAUGGAUAAAAUUGAAACAAUAAAUUUCCAUGAAGAAAAGGAUGUAUAUGGAAUAAAAUUUUGGGCCUACAAUGCAGGACAUGUUCUUGGUGCUGCCAUGUUUAUGAUAGAGAUUGCUGGUGUGAAGAUCUUGUACACUGGUGACUUCUCUCGUCAAGAGGAUAGGCAUUUGAUGGCUGCAGAAAUACCCAACAUACAUCCUGAUGUAUUAAUCACGGAAUCGACAUAUGGAACACACAUUCAUGAGAAGAGAGAAGAGCGUGAGGGACGUUUUACGGCACUUGUACAUGACAUUGUGAACAGGGGAGGACGCUGCCUUAUACCAGUGUUCGCACUAGGACGUGCACAGGAGCUGCUUCUCAUUUUAGAUGAAUAUUGGAGUCAGCAUACUGAGCUCCAUGAUAUUCCAAUUUACUAUGCAUCUUCAUUGGCAAAGAAAUGCAUGGCAGUUUACCAAACCUAUGUCAAUGCAAUGAACGAUAAAAUUCGAAGACAGAUUGCUAUCAAUAAUCCUUUUGUGUUUAAACAUAUUUCAAAUUUGAAGGGAAUUGACCAUUUUGAGGAUAUUGGUCCAUGUGUUGUCAUGGCUUCACCUGGUAUGAUGCAGAGUGGGCUAUCAAGAGAACUAUUUGAAUCAUGGUGCACUGAUUCAAAGAAUGGUGUCAUUAUUGCUGGCUAUUGUGUGGAAGGUACCCUGGCUAAAACAAUACUAUCUGAGCCAGAGGAGAUCUCUACAAUGUCUGGACAGAAACUGCCUCUUAAAAUGUCUGUCGAUUACAUUUCAUUCUCUGCUCAUACUGACUAUCAGCAGACCAGUGAAUUUAUCAGGAUUUUGAAGCCACCACAUGUGGUGCUGGUCCAUGGAGAGCAGAAUGAAAUGAGCAGAUUAAAAGCUGCUCUACAGAGAGAAUAUGAAGAUGAUCCCAGUACAAAAAUGGAAAUACACAAUCCUCGAAACACUGUCGCCGUUGAAUUGUACUUCAGAGGGGAGAAAACUGCAAAGGUCAUGGGCACGCUGGCUGUGGAAAAGCCCAAGCCAGGACAUAAAUUAUCAGGCAUUCUAGUCAAAAGAAAUUUUAACUAUCAUAUGUUAGCACCAUGUGAUCUCUCAAAGUAUACAGACAUGAGUAUGAGUCAAGUUAUGCAGCGCCAGAGUGUGCACUACUCUGGGUCCUUGCCUGUCCUCAGGCAUCUUUUAACGCAAACGGCAGGCAAUAUUGAGAUACUAGAGGAGAAGAAGUUCCGCAUAUUUCAGGCUGUGGAACUCACGUUGGAAAACAAGAUAAUUACACUUGAGUGGCUUGCAACUCCAGUUAAUGAUAUGUAUGCUGAUGCUGUUCUUACUGCAGUUUUACAAGCAGAAACCUUGGAAUCCUCGUCAACGUAUUUCCCCCUUCAAGCAAAGAUGGAUAGAAUGCACUUCAAGGAAUGCCUGAUAGAAAUGCUGCAAGAAAUGUUUGGAGAAGAUUCUGUCCCCAAGAUAUUUAAAGGGGAAAAGCUUUAUGUGACAGUUGAUGGAAGGAAAGCUAAUAUAGAUCUUGUAAACUUGGAUGUGGUCUGUGAAGAAGAUGAAACAUUCCAACAGAUCGUCCAGACAGCUGUAACAAAACUGUAUCAAUCUCUGGCGCCUCCCAAGACUGAAAAUAAAACAUAGCUGUUCAUGAAA